Mollisia scopiformis is the source of this 1291-nucleotide messenger RNA. RefSeq lists its product as uncharacterized. The coding region runs from base 1 to 1218 and encodes 405 amino acids. NCBI's taxonomy places the organism in Eukaryota, Fungi, Ascomycota, Leotiomycetes, Helotiales, Mollisiaceae. The record is from RefSeq and is a predicted model, not a curated record. The transcript is spliced from 4 exons.
AUGAAGAAAACGUUAUUGCUAUGCUUUAUCCACGGCUUCAAGGGCGGAGAUGACACCUUUGGAGGCUUUCCAGAGCACCUUCGAGCUCUGGUAAGUCAUGCGCUCCCCAAGGUCGAUGUCCAAGCAAUAGUGUAUCCCAAGUUCGAGACUCGGGGUGAUCUCGCAGAAUGCGUCUCGAGGUUUAGGGAUUGGCUCCUCGAGAAAGUAAUAGACAUCGAAGUCUCCCGCCACACCCCCUCCCCCACAAUCGACCCCUCCGUACACACAAUCCUGAUCGGGCACUCCAUGGGCGGCAUCGUCGCCGCAGACACCAUCCUCGCCCUGACAUCCGACCGAGCAGUAACCUCCUCCCGACCCACCUCCUCCCACUCCACAACCCAACCCGAAGGACAAGCCCCCGCACCUCCUCCAAAACCAGAACUCAACACCCUCAUGUUCCCCUACAUCCGCGGCGUCCUCGCCUUCGACACCCCCUACCUAGGCAUCUCACCCGGCGUCGUCGCCCACGGCGCAGAAGGCCACUACAACGCCGCCUCCUCGCUGUUCACCGAGUUCAGCGGCCUCUCGUCCGCUAUCUGGGGCAGCAAAGCCACCACCUCUUCAGAGGCUAAAGAGGAGAAGAAACCCAUCGCAGCACUACCCGCUCCGCCCUCUGUAGAAGCAACGUCUUCCUCCUGGGGAAAAUGGGGUCGAAUAGCAGCUAUAGCCGGGACGGGCAUCGCCGUUGCGGCGGGCGGAACAGCUGCGUAUCUAAACCGGGAACAGAUAUCGCAGGGCUGGUCGUGGGCAUCUUCGCAUCUCGAGUUCAUCGGAUGUCUAGCUCGACCCGAGGAAUUGAAGAAGCGUGUUGCCGGGAUAGUGACCCUGAACAGAGAGCUCGGAACCGGCUGGGGCAAUCUUUACACUCGACUAGGCCAGAAAGCUGUCAGUAAGAGCGACGGGACCACGUUAGUAGGCAGCGUGAUUGGGAACACGAGGACGUUUUGUAAUUUGCCCGUGGGAAAGAGUGAGGCGAGGCCGUUUUGGCAGGAGGCUAUUAAUGAUGCUGCUAGAGAUGAGGCGGGGGCACAUAUGACAAUGUUCUACCCGAAAGAUAACCCGGGAUACUACGCCAUGUCAGAGCAGGCCAAGACAUUGAUCGUGCAGUGGACGAUGGACGAGUGGUAUGAGUCCAGCACGGGAGAGACAGUACAAUUUGCUAUUGAGAACGAAUUAUAGACGUCUGGGGUCGGACGGUUGAGGCGUUUCGGGGAAAUGUCGGGUGGGAACAUGGUGGCGUAUUGGCCAUUUU